Ceutorhynchus assimilis (cabbage seed weevil) is the source of this 4791-nucleotide messenger RNA. The record is from the annotation of a GenBank genome assembly. NCBI's taxonomy places the organism in Eukaryota, Metazoa, Arthropoda, Insecta, Coleoptera, Curculionidae.
CGAUUGGCGAACAAAGCUAAUGUUGAUGUUGACGAAACAAAAAAUAAGGUUAUGUCUUUUUCUUUUCUCUCAAACCAAAUUUCUCCUCUAUUUUUUCAAUUAUGAAUUCAUCAAAAAUAAGAUAAUGGAAAAAAAAAUUAAACUAAAAACAUUAAACAAUCAUAUAACAUGCAAAAUUUGUAGAGGUUAUUUAAUAGAUGCUACCACUGUAACUGAGUGUUUGCACACAUUUUGCAAAAGUUGCCUUGUCAAGCAUUUAGAAGAAAACAAUACUUGUCCAACAUGCAAAAUAGUUAUACAUCAGUCACAUCCACUUCAAUAUAUAAGAUUUGAUAGGACAAUGCAAGAUAUUGUUUACAAAUUAGUUCCAGAGCUACAGAAAAAUGAGCUAGAAAGCGAGAAAGAGUUCUACAAAGCUAGGCGCCUUCCAAAUCCCAAGGAUAUUCCUAUAGCCAAUGGUGAAACUAAAGGAGAUCAUGAAAUUGAUCCUCAUGCAGAGUCAGAUUAUCAUCGACAGGAUGAGCAAGUCAACGUUUGCUUGGAAUGUGUCAGUUCCAGCCUAAAAGUUCUUAAAAGGCGUUUCAUAAGAUGUUCUGCUCAAGCAACUAUUUUACAUUUGAAAAAGUUUGUAGCAAUGAAAGUUCUCAAUGGAAUGGAAAUGUAUAGAGAUAUAGAUAUUCUUUGUAAUGACGAAUUAUUAGGGAAAGAUCAUACCCUAAAAUUUGUAUAUGUUACAAGAUGGAGGUUUCAAAACCCUCCAUUGACCUUACAGUACCGACCUAGAAUUGAUAUUUGAGGUGAAUGUGUAAUGUGUAAUCAAGCCUAAAGGAUGUGCAACUACUAAUAGAACAUUAAGUAUUUUUUAGAUUAUAUUGAAAAAAUUAAGAAGAAACUCUAACUGUCCUCCGUCCAUGCACAAAAAUUUAUUGUGUGGCUAAAACAAUAUUUUUUGUACGAGUGGGUAAAGUACUUAGUUUAUGUACUGCUGCAUAAAAUGAAGGUUUCCAAAACAGGCUCUCCUUUACGCAUUUUGAACUUUUUCUGUGAUCGGCAAGCAAAGAUGAAAUGGCAGGCAGUCUCAAGUUUUCGAAAAUAAAUUAACACUGAUAAGGUCAUCAGGUGCAGCCCUGAAAUUUUCUAUACAUAUUGUUUAUUCUAUAAAAAUAUGUUUGACAAACUUAAUUUUAUUCACCAGUUUAUGUCGUGAUUAAAGCUAAUGAAACAUUCCAGAAGAGCCAUAUUUGCUCACAAGCUAAGGUUUACACCUGUAAUAAUAUGUAUAUUUUAGGAGGUUGCUCUAAUGCUAAUUAACAAAAUCACAAAACACUUUUUAAUUAUGCCAGUGGUGCCUAGAAAGCAACUGAAAUACUUACUGUAUUUAUUAAUUUUUUUAAGGGCCGGUUUUUUCACAGGUAUGCAAUCUGACUGAUAAAAACGCAAUCUGUAAUCCCAUUGGUCGGCCAUUUAUCCGCCCACCAAUGGAAUUAUAGAACGGUGAAUUUAUCUUGCAGAAAAUUACCAGCAAGUUUAUCUGAAGAUGAAUAAACCGGGCCUACACUUUGGGCCAAAUUUAUUUGGAACCCAAUUUGGCUCUGAAUAUAUUUUUUUUCAAUGUGGCGGAUUUUUGUGUGAAUGUUGGGGGUGCCUUUCUUUAAUUGUAGAAAAAAUAUCUAAUCAAAAUGUACAGGUGGAGCCAAGUAAGAAGCAGUAUUUUUAAUCAUUGCCUUUGGGGCUGUUGCAAAGUUAAAUUUUUUACUCUAAAACUACAUAAAUUGAAAAUAUUAAGAAAAUAUCAGAGACUGUUUUUCAUUUUGAUUUUGAAAAAAAGAAGACACACCAUAAAAUAGGUCUAAAAAUGAAAUUGAGUGUGUGAAUAACAGUUCCUCUCUUUCCCCGUUUCGCCGGUCGAGGCAUCAAAUCAUCUUUACCAGCCUUCUUGGCAGUUUGUUUUCUUGCCUGUUUUGACAUCAAGUCCUUAUUUUUAUCAGCCUUGCCGCUUGUCCCCCCUUCUCGUUUAGCUUAGCAUUCACCUCUUUAGAAUUUCCAUCACUAUCACUAGUCUCAAAAGUUAGUUUUCUUCCCUGAUUUCUAUUGCCCCUUCUGGAUGUCUAUUCUCAAAACCGGGGAAAUAUAAAUAUGGGCGAAUAAGAUGUAACCUUUGUUCUCAUGAGAAUGCUGCUACUCUGUUUCGAGAAUAAGGGCCCUGUUGGUUUGUUUCCUUCCCCGCUUAGCUGUCUUUUGCUUCCUUCUUGGAUUUCUCCGUCUGGAAGCGAGCCUGCUAGAUCCAGGCGGGGGUCCAGGUAACUGAGCACCUGAUGGUUACCCCAAGUUCAUGCUUAGAGCGUCGACCAUAGAAAAAUUAGGUUUUGACUCAAUGGUUCCGCCACCUUUCAUAACUCGAAAAGUGAAAAUAUCCCUAAUUAUAUUAUAAUCAGGUUCUGAUUCAUGCAUAUUAAUGCAUUGAAAAUAACUAAAAAGUUUCUCAUGCUAGAUAAUGAAAUAAAAUAUUUGUCUCACUUGGAUGUUUUUUGAGGCAAAGCAAGUAUUUAAUGUGUCACUUGCUGAAAUCAUGUAUUGUUCUUUGAGGCGUUGGACAUGCGAAGGAGAGAAGACAGGAUUCUCCCAGGGCAAAGUACACAUUACUAGAUAAUUAAGUUAUACGCCAAUAUUUCCAGAUCAGCUCUUCUAGUUGCAACUAAUAAAAUUUUAAAGUAUUAUGACAAAUUGAAAAAUAUCAAAAUUUACUUCUGCUGGUGUAAUCUAUUGGGCCAUGAUGCGCUCUAGAAGAAUCUUGUUUAAAUUCUUUGUCAACAGAAUAUUCACAGGCCAAACCAAAAUCGACUAAGUACCUGUUCAUUAUCGCUUUCAUCGCUUGUACCUAUCAUUAUAUUAGGCGAUUUAAUAUCAUAGUGGACAUACACAUACACUCAUGAACAUAUUGCAGAACAUCAACCUAAGAAAGCAAUUUCUGUAUACCAAAAGAAAUUAAAAAAAAAAAAAACGUGUUACUAGCUGAAUAACAAUUUUGGAAACUGUGUCAAUUGGAGAGAUAUUGUUGUUUCUCAUACAAUUUUAUAAAAAUUAUUUGAAAUUAUUAAGAAAAUAUUGGAGAAGAGGAUAAGAAAAUUUUUUUCGAUAAACUUCAGGUUUUGCCUUAAAAACGUAUUUUUUUCGAAAACUUUGUUGAAUAAUGUCACACAGUGUUACACUUAUAAUACAAAUGUAUGGUAAUAUUAUUUAACAAAGUUUUGGAAGAAAAUACGUUUUUAAAACAAAACCUGAAGUUUAGCGAAACAUUUUUUCAUAGCCUUUUCUCUGAUAUUUUCUUAAUAUUUUCAAAUAAUUAAUGUAGUUUUAGAGUGAACAAUUUAAUACUGCUUCUUACUUGGCUUUCCCUGUACAUUUUGGUUAGAUAUUUUCUCUACAAUUAAGGAAAUGCCGCCCUAAUAUUCACACAAAAUUUCCCAAAAAUCAACCAAAUUAAGAAAAAAACAUAUUCAGAGCCAAAAUGGGUUCCAAAUAAAUUUGGCCUACAGUGCAAGUGUGGCAAAUUUUUUAUUUCCUCCACUUCUCAUGCUGCACUUCAAAUACAGUAAAAUAAGUGGAAAUUUGCCAGAUUUUGAAUCAAUUCUUUAAGUUACUAGCUGCGGGCAUACUACCCAAAUAUAUUGGCUUUUCUGGGACAUUCUGUGUGAAAGCAAUCUAAGGUGAAAGCACACAUUAUUUACUUAAAGUUAAAAUUGAUUAUACAAACUGAUUUAUAAUUCACCUACCUUUUCACAAAUCAAUGACUAAAAUUAUUUCAAAAUGUGUAAAGAAAAAGGAACCUUGAUAAAUUACUUUUUUUUUGAACUUUUACAUAUGCUUUGUUGACUAUACAAAAAUGUGUAUUGAAAUUUAUAUGCAAACCCAGUGAGUUUUGAGGAGGCAAUAACAUAUAGGAUGUUAGUUUUAAGUUUUUAAUUAUAUCCCCAUGGGAAUGUACAUGUUUGGCCUUUGUCGGCUUAAACCUAUAUUUUGCCAAUUAUCUGUACCACAAAGGAGUGUGUCGAAAUCAUUGCUGAACCAAGUGAAUGUGCUAUCAAUAACAUGACGUCAGUUGCAACUAUCUGACAAAAUAUGACCAAAAAAAUGCCAUUUCCUUAUCCACUCCUAAAAAGUACAUCGUUGUUGAAAAUAACGAGAGGUAAUUCAGAGGCAAAAAAAUGCAUUGGAUUUUUUCCUGCAACAAAAUAAUGUGUCAAUCACAGUUUAUAUGGUAGCAAUUAGAUAUAGACUGUCAAUUCUUAAUAUCUGGAAAAAUAUGACUAGUAAUUUUCCUUUACUUACUUUGAGAGUAGAUAUGUAGGUAUAUCCUUAUUAAAUGUUUUCCACUUUUUUGCACCUACGCAUUGUUUUGGCAGAAAUUUAGACACAUUCUGUAUUCCACUACUAACUAUUUUGUAAGAUCCUGUGAUAUUUUAUUUUAAAUAUUAGCUUUAAUCAGUUUGAUAAUAUUACUCUAUUUGUUGCGUGAAUAAAUUUAUUUAUAGUCUGCCAAGAGAAGAUCAAGAGGAAAAGAAAUAAAAGAGAAUCACUUUGCAUCAUUUUCAUUGUGACAGUUGAAUAGUUUGCCAGGUAGCCGUAUCUUGGGCUGAGUCUAUUCGAUUUUGUCUGGCUUUAGGUUUAUACUUAUAAUUAAAAUAUUAUUUUAUUAUAAAUUAUAAUUGAGAAAGAAAAUCCUAUAUUUUAUUGCAAUAAUUUUAGUGCAAAUAAAUAAUGAAACAAUUAUAAAUACAAUUUUCAAUUAUA